CAACACGAACGCAUUCUGUUUUCUAUUGUGUCCGAACACAGUGCAACAUUUGAUCUGUGAGAAAUAAAUUUGCUAACCGCUCCAGUAAUUGAAUAGAUUAUAAAAAAGAACAACAAUGUCGAAACCGCGAUUUCCUGGACGUCAGAGCCUUCUCAAGGUCAACCGAAAUGCCCAGCUUCAAACCAUUGCUGGCAGACAAAUUGCUCCAUCGGUUUCUCCCCUGGCUCCCACGGCCGUCGUAAAACCGAUCGAUCCCUCUCUGCCGCUCCGCGGGCGCCCACCGAAGCGUCUGAAAAUGGAACAGCUCUCGGUUGGUCUCCGGCACCAGCAGGGUUCCUCCUUCAUCAUGAAACUGUUCGAUCGGAGCGUCGAUUUGGCCCAAUUCGACGCGGAAAGCUCACUCUACCCCGUUUGCCGCGCCUGGAUGCGCAAUCAACCACGGGCUCGAAUGUCGUCCAAUCCCGACUGCGCGAAACAAACCGAACCGAUUGUUGCCCCGGCGGCGGGAGCCGAAACUUCCCGACGCUCGAUGCCGGACAUUGUCGAGCGGUUCAAGCGGAAAGAGGUGCAGGAGAUUCCCGAAAUGCCCAAACCGAUCGAGUCCGAUUCGGAACCGUUUCGGUUCGAGGAGAAGUUUGCCGAUGGUGGUGGUGAACUCAACUUGGAAGAAGCGGAAGGGUCAGCUGCGCGGCGGGAGCUUCUGCUGGAGCAUCACAAAUCCCGGUGGAAGAAAGUGCGUCGCAACUGGCAGGGCCACCGUCAAAACUACUUGAGGAAGUACCAGAUCAGCUACGAUUUGCUGGAUGCCAUGUUGAUGAAAGAAGUUUGAUGAACACGAGGGAAUUUGUUGUUUUUGUAUCACGUUACGAUGAAUUACGAAUAAGCGAUAAUAAAGUUUGAAAUCUAAUUGGUAUCUUCUUUUUCGGCACGCGAGUGCUGAUUUCUUCC
This is a messenger RNA of Aedes albopictus (Asian tiger mosquito), 948 nucleotides long. Its product is annotated as protein lin-37 homolog. Lineage: Eukaryota; Metazoa; Arthropoda; Insecta; Diptera; Culicidae. Bases 116 to 829 code for a protein of 237 amino acids. Gene Ontology annotation, biological process: negative regulation of transcription by RNA polymerase II. The record is from RefSeq and is a predicted model, not a curated record. Gene Ontology annotation, cellular component: Myb complex; transcription repressor complex. The transcript has 2 exons.